AUGGAAGUCACAAGGUCUUGGACCGAAAUUUUCCGAGGUGUCGAUGGGAAGCGCACCCACAUUGCCGUCCUGAUCAUCCUCGGAAACGCCUUGACUGGUAUCUAUUUUGUUGCGCCUUACGCCGCCCUCUUCCUCGAAAGCGUUGGCUUGAAGAAUGCUUAUGUCCUCAACGUCGUCGUAAACUCUGGUGUCUUGGGUGGUUCACUUUUGGGUCCGUCUCUUUGCGAAUUCGCCGGCCGCCGUUGGACGCUCAUCGGAGGAUACACCGGCAUGGCGUCUUGCAUGCUUAUUGCUGCUGCCUCCGCCACUGGCCUUGGACAAUCGAACCACACUGCACAAAACCUCCUGGUUGCCUUCCUCUUUAUUUGGGCCUUCAUCUUUGGCGCAACCUCAGGCCCUACCGUUUGGGUUGCUUCAGCGGAGAUGCAUUCGCUCCGACUUCGUACCAUCGGCCAGGCUUACACAACCGUUUUCUUCGUUCAGCUGUGCCUUCUGGAUGCCGUAUAUGCUCAACGCAGAAUAUGGGAACAUGGGAACGAAUGUAGGAUACUUCUAUUUUGGCAUCACCAUCGUCAUCAUUACUCUUACGUGGCUGUUCAUGCCGGAGUGUGGACAGUUGUCUCUCGAGCAGGUUGA
Messenger RNA from Rhinocladiella mackenziei CBS 650.93, 636 nucleotides. RefSeq lists its product as uncharacterized. Gene Ontology annotation, molecular function: carbohydrate:proton symporter activity. Bases 1 to 636 code for a protein of 211 amino acids. The record is from RefSeq and is a predicted model, not a curated record. The transcript has a single exon. Gene Ontology annotation, biological process: carbohydrate transport; transmembrane transport. Gene Ontology annotation, cellular component: membrane. NCBI's taxonomy places the organism in Eukaryota, Fungi, Ascomycota, Eurotiomycetes, Chaetothyriales, Herpotrichiellaceae.